AUGGAAGCAAAUUGGUGGGUAAAGAAGACCCACCGUGUAACACCGGUGAUGGUAAACAACAAGAAUUGGUCAAUGGUGGAACUCAAUCUCCCAACAUCAGACCAAAAAGAUUUCCUAAACGACACCGUUUCAUCUCAUCAUACCCAUAACAAAAAUGCCAAACAACUUACCUGGGUUCUACUCUUAAAAGCCCAUCGUGCCGCCGGCUGUAUUACUUCCAUUGCCGCCAACACUUUCUCCCUCUCUUACGCUGUCCGCCGACGUGUCAAAGCCGCCCGUACGGAGGAAACCAUACAUACCCCACCUUGGUUUUACACGUUUAUAAAGUUAUCCCUUUGGUUAUCUGUUUGUUUGUUGGUAUUCGAGAUUGUGGCUUAUUUUAAAGGAUGGCAGUUUAGGAGUCAUGAUUUGCAUUUACAAUAUUUGUAUACAUUGUCAUAUACUUUUAAGCUUAGGGGUUUUUUUGAUUGGAUUUACUCGAAAUGGGUUUUGAUUCGGGUUGAGUAUCUUGCCCCUCCAUUACAGGUUUUGGCAAAUGUGUGUGUUGCUUUGUUUUUGAUUCAGAGUUUGGAUAGGUUUGUGCUUUGUUUGGGUUGUUUCUGGAUCCGUGUUAUGAAGAUUAGGCUGGUUGCGAAAAGAAAAGAGGUUGAUGUUGAAUGUGGUGAUUGUGAUGGGUUUUUUCCUAUGGUUCUUGUUCAGAUUCCAAUGUGUAAUGAAAAAGAGGUUUAUCAGCAAUCAAUCGAGGCGGUGUGUAAUUUAAAAUGGCCAAAAUCCAAGAUUUUGAUACAAGUUUUGGAUGACUCAGAUGAUCCAACAGUCCAAUGGUUGAUCAAAGAGGAGGUUCAUAGAUGGAAACAAGAAGGUGUUAAUAUCCUUUAUAGACACAGAGUGAUUAGAGAUGGAUAUAAAGCGGGUAAUCUUAAAUCUGCUAUGAGUUGUAGUUAUGUUAAAGAUUACGAAUUUGUUGCCAUUUUCGAUGCUGAUUUCCAACCAUCCCCUGAUUUCCUCAGACAAACAGUUAUUCAUUUUAAGGAUAAUGAGGAAUUAGGAUUGGUACAAGCACGUUGGUCAUUUGUGAACAAGGAUGAGAAUUUGCUCACGAGGUUACAAUACAUUAAUCUAGCGUUCCAUUUUGAAGUUGAACAGCAAGUGAAUGGUGUUUUCUUGAACUUUUUUGGGUUCAAUGGGACAGCAGGAGUUUGGAGAAUUAAGGCGUUGGAGGAUUCCGGAGGGUGGUUGGAGAGAACCACCGUUGAGGAUAUGGACAUUGCUGUUAGAGCCCAUCUUCAUGGAUGGAAAAUGAUAUUUCUCAAUGAUGUAGAGUGCCAAUGUGAAUUGCCUGAAUCAUACGAAGCUUACAGAAAGCAACAACACAGAUGGCAUUCAGGACCAAUGCAAUUGUUUAGACUUUGCUUGCCCAAUAUUAUCCAAUCAAAGAUUAGCAUGUGGAAGAAAGGAAACAUCAUAUUCCUCUUCUUUCUACUGCGAAAACUAAUCCUGCCGUUUUACUCCUUCACUCUUUUCUGCGUAGUUCUCCCAAUGACGAUGUUCAUACCAGAAGCCACCCUCCCCUUAUUGAUCAUUUGUUACAUCCCCUUGAUAAUGUCCAUUCUUAACAUCCUCCCAGCACCCGGAUCUUUCCCUUUUCUCGUCCCUUAUCUACUCUUUGAAAACACAUUGUCAGUAACAAAAUUCAAUGCCAUGAUCUCGGGCCUUUUCCAACUUGGAAGUGCAUAUGAAUGGGUUGUCACCAAGAAAUCUGGUCGGUCAUCAGAGGGUGAUCUCAUUUCAUUGAUUGAAAAAGGCCGAAAACCAAACCAUAGAGGCAUUUCAGAGCCUGAUUUCGACGAGUUUCAAAAGAAGAUGAAAGAAGAAGAGAUGAAAACUUAUAGAAAAAAGAAACAUAAUAGACUUUAUACAAAGGAGUUGAUGUUGUCUUUUCUCCUCUUGACAGCCGCUGCUCGGAGUCUUUUAUCGGCUCAAGGUAUCCAUUUUUAUUUCUUGCUUUUCCAAGGGAUUGCAUUCUUUCUAGUCGGACUCGAUUUAAUUGGUAAACAAGUAGAGUAAAUACACCAUAUAUUUUUUAAAAAAUUUCAAAUUGGAGAUAGAUUGUAAUCAAGUUAGUAUUAAUUUUACAAGUGU
Molecule: messenger RNA, 2142 nt
Organism: Erigeron canadensis
Lineage: Eukaryota; Viridiplantae; Streptophyta; Magnoliopsida; Asterales; Asteraceae
Product: probable xyloglucan glycosyltransferase 12
Exons: 5
Coding region: 1-2067 (688 amino acids)
Cellular component (GO): Golgi apparatus
Molecular function (GO): glycosyltransferase activity
Source: RefSeq, a predicted model, not a curated record